UCAGCAGUGCACAGGAUCAGGAAACAUCCUCCACCAGAAAAGUCAGAAUCAGAAUCGUUGAUCUCGCGAAGCAAAGAGCAUCGUUUUACGCAUCCGUCCGCGUCAAAUUCUUUCGGAUUUCAGUUCCCUCUUGGAGGUGAGUGAUUUUUUAAUCCGCGGUUUCGAUCCAGGAUUGUGAAGUGAAGAAAAUUUGAUUACAUUUUAUUCGGUGGCGAUCGGUGAAUGUCGCACGAUUGGAGACCCGAACCGUCGUCGUCAUCCAGGAAGAAAAAGUGGAAAAAGUAGUCUGGCUGUCAAAAAACAGUCGAUAAAAAUUUUCUUCGCUGCUUUCGGGGUGGACUUGGGUCAAAGUUUUCUUUUCUAAUUUCGGGAAAAAAUUAGUGAAUUUGUGAAAGAAAUUGUGCCACGCGGUGAAGUUACGUAUUCCGUAUCGGUGGAACGACUUUCUCUGUCCGACAGGGCUAGGGCCGUGUUUACAGUGUUCUGUUUUGUGAUUUCUCGAGUGCAGGUGGAACAGCAAGAAAUUGUUUUGCAUUCAUAACAACAAUACAAGGUGUAAAUACCAACGGAAUAAUAUGACGCUGCACUCAUGGCUUCGGCAGCGAGAAAGUGGCUUUCCGGCGCGGUUCGGCGAUGCCGAUUCUGUGCACCGGGCCAUCUAUUACUCGCUGGAGCCCAAGAAGAGCUGGAAUGAUCCGCCCAAUGCAUGCAACAGCUGCGAGUACGGUGGAGCGUUCAAUCUGGAGUUUUCACCGGAUGGAACAAUCCUGGUGGCUGCGUGCGAAAAGAAGACGAUUGUGCUGUUCGAUCCCAUUACCGAGAAGCAAAUGUGCACCAUCAAGAAUGCCCACACCGACAGCGUCAAUUGUGUCAAGUUCCUCGAUAAUCGCAUGUUCGCCAGUUGUUCGGAUGACAGCACUGUGGCCCUGUGGGACACACGGAAUCUCAAAUCCAAAAUACGCAGCCUGCAGGGGCACUCCAACUGGGUGAAGAACAUUGAGUACUGUAAGAAAGACUGCCUGCUGGUGACGUCCGGCUUCGAUGGAUCCAUAUUCACGUGGGAUAUCAACAGCUACACCGAGCAGGGUUUCGUCUACCAGAAAGUGUUCCACACGCCGGGUCUGAUGCGGUGCCGGUUGGCACCGGACGAGAACCGGCUAGUCAUUUGCACCACCGGCGGCUAUCUCAUCAUCAUUCACAAUCUCAACUUGGCUUCGCUGGCGAAGGAUUUACGUGGGUUCAGGCCCAACUUGUACCGGCUGAUGCAGUUGCGCCACCAGUUCAUCCCCAAUGCCGCUCGCUAUGAUCAAGCUUUCUCCCGCAAACAAAAGUACAACCGAGUUGAGCUGGUCAGUGACUUCCCGGAAGGCAAUGACGCGGAAGUCAUCAGCUCUCUACAGAUUCACCCUCAAGGCUGGUGCGCACUCAGCAGGAACAUAAGCUACGAUGAAAGUUCUGAGUGGAGCUGCGUGCACGACAUCCAAGAAAUCUCGUUGGACGAGGACAUGGACAGCGACAGCGAAGAUGACAUCGCCAAAACCGACUCCGAAGAGCAAAGUCAGGACACUUCCACAGCGGGCGAGGGUGGCGGUGGAGGUGAAGGCGAAGAGGAAAAUCCAGAGGAUCACAUAUCACCGGCCGAGGUGGCGGCGGCGGCAAUUGUCAAUGCAGCAGUUGGAGAACCUGCUCAGCCCAGUCGUAUUGGUCCUCACAACAUCAACAACAACAAUCAGGAAUUCCACGCCCCAAGCUCGGACAUUUGGGCAGCCGAAGUAUCGCUUCGAAAUAGGAACCUCCGAGUGGAGAACACCCGAUCUCUAAACAUGGCCAAUGUGUACGGCAUAACCAGUGGACUGAUUCCGCUGACCCCGGCAGAGCAUCAGCAGAAGUUCCAGCAGACCAUAACGGUCAACGUGAACCGUAUGUUGUACUACAUCGAGGAGCCAAACAAGGGAAAAGGUUUCAUUAAGGAACCGAGCUUCUCGGCCGAUGGGCGUAUCAUUUGCUCACCCCAUGGCUACGGUAUCCGAUUGUUGGCGUUCAACGACCAUUGCAACGAGUUGCCAUUUAUUACGGAUCGUGAACAGUGUUCGCCAAAACUGUUCCACGAGAUCAAAACCAAACACUGCCACUCGGAUGUGGUGGUUAGCAGUAAGUUUAGUCCCAAGUUCCCCCUACUGGUGUCCGGUUGCCUACGUGGUAAGAUCGUGUGGCAUCAACCGGUGCUGUAAGUGAUGGAACGAAGUGUGACAAAUGGCAUGAAUGGUGAUGAAUGUGAGUAAAAGAGAGUGCAAGUGAUACAUCCAUUCCUGGCUGUACUUAUGCGAAAAGGGACGUGACUUAAGCAGAGCAGAAGUUUUGAGAGAUUUACAUGCCGAAACCACGCAGAGGGGCUCGAAGUCGAAUCUCAAGAAACGAUACUCCUCCUCUGAUACCUACCUACCUUCUAGAGAUAAAUCACAGUAUGUAAGCAUUUAGAAUAGAGGAAAAAACUACAAAACUUAAAGCUUAAACCAUCACAACGUUGUUGGGGAUCUCCAUAACCUCCAAUACCAUGAGUAAAACAUGAAUGAUUGAAUUGAAGUAAAAAAGAUACAUAUUGAUAAGUUACAUACCAUA
Molecule: messenger RNA, 2619 nt
Organism: Armigeres subalbatus
Lineage: Eukaryota; Metazoa; Arthropoda; Insecta; Diptera; Culicidae
Product: DDB1- and CUL4-associated factor 10 homolog
Exons: 7
Coding region: 576-2231 (551 amino acids)
Cellular component (GO): Cul4-RING E3 ubiquitin ligase complex
Molecular function (GO): protein binding
Source: RefSeq, a predicted model, not a curated record